Messenger RNA from Nothoprocta perdicaria, 1434 nucleotides. RefSeq names its product stromelysin-1-like. NCBI's taxonomy places the organism in Eukaryota, Metazoa, Chordata, Aves, Tinamiformes, Tinamidae. Gene Ontology annotation, cellular component: extracellular matrix. Gene Ontology annotation, molecular function: metalloendopeptidase activity; zinc ion binding. Gene Ontology annotation, biological process: extracellular matrix organization; collagen catabolic process; proteolysis. The record is from RefSeq and is a predicted model, not a curated record.
AUGAAGAGAGUCCCUUUUYUCCUGUUAAUGUGCACGGCGCUUUCUUGGGCUUUUCCUGCAGAUACGAGACAGAAGAAAGAAGAAGGUAUUCAGAAUAUCCAGAUGUACCUGGAAAAUUACUACAGCUUUAAGAAAGAAGGGGAAUCUGAUUUCAUUUGGAAAAAUAACAGCCCAAUAACCAAAAAAAUAAAAGAAAUGCAGGAUUUUUUAGGGCUGGAGGUGACUGGAAAACUAGAUUCUAAAACACUGGACCUGAUACAGCAACCACGCUGUGGAUUCCCUGAUAUAGCUGGAUUCUCCACCUUUGCAGGAGAGCCAAAAUGGACAAAACAAGUUCUAACAUACAGGAUAUUAAACUAUACACCAGACCUACAUCCAGCAGAUGUGGAUGCAGCAAUCAAGAAAGCAUUUAAUGUUUGGAGCAGUGUAACUCCCUUGAAGUUCAUCAAGGAAGAAAAUGAUCAYGCAGAUAUAAUGAUUUCCUUUGCAGCCAGAGGUCACAAUGAUUUCAUCCCCUUUGAUGGCCCAGGAGGGUCCAUUGCUCAUGCCUAUGCACCUGGCACGGACUUUGGUGGAGAUGCCCAUUUUGAUGAGGAUGAAACCUGGAAUAGCACAGAGGGAACAAAUUUGUUCUAUGUUGCUCUCCAUGAAUUUGGCCAUUCACUGGGACUUUUCCAUUCCAAAGAUCCUGAAGCUCUGAUGUACCCAAUAUAUAGGAAAUUUGACCCUUCAGCGUUUCCACUGCAUCAGGAUGAUAUUAACGGCAUUCAGUAUCUUUAUGGACAUUCUCUUAACACCUACAGUGACCAAAAAGAAUCUAUUGAGGUAAAAGAACCAGAUGAGCCCAAAGAACCUGCUCUGCCAGACACCUGCAGCCCUGAUUUAACUUUUGAUGCUGUCACCASUUUCCGUGGAGAAAUAAUGUUUUUUAAAGACAAGCACUUUUGGCGCAAGCAUCCUUCAGUCAGAGAAGUUAACUUUGGCUUAAUUUCAUCAUUCUGGCCACGGCUGCCACCUGGUGUUGAUGCUGCAUAUGAAGUUCCUGAAAAAGAUGAAACUGUUCUUUUUAAAGGGAAUGAAUUCUGGGUUGUGAGAGGAGAUACCAUACUUCCUGGAUAUCCUCAAAAAAUCUAUGUCUUGGGCUUUCCAAAGGACGUGACCAAAAUCGAUGCUGCUUUCUUUAAUAGAAAUAAGGGGAAAAUAUAUUUCUUCAUAGCYGACAAAUUUUGGAGUUAUAACAAAAGAAGCCAGUCCAUGGACAGGAAACCCAGACACAUAAGAGAGGCAUUUCCAGGAAUUAAUGAGAAGAUCRAUGCAGUUUUUCAACAUAAGAACUUCUUCUACUUCUUCCAUGGAAGAAAGCAGUUUGAAUUUGACCCUAGUAAGAAGAGAGUUACACGCCUCCUUAAGACGACCUUCUGGUUUCCUUGUUAA